ACCCUCCGUAGAGUUGACUGGUCCCACCACACCCCCACAGAGCACAGUCUCUCGGCAGCGUUUGAAGUAUUUGAAGUUUGAUCUGAGUUUGUUGUUUCUCCAAUAAUAAGUGAGUAUAAUACCACGAAGUCCAAGGAAUUGAAGUGCAAGUAAUGGGGUGUGUGUAGAGUAGUAAUUGUAAUAAGGGAAGAGCUAUGAGGGUCCAAAGUGACCACAUAACAGGCCUUAUUCUUAAGUCUUAUCGCUUUCAUUCCUCUCAAUGUCAUCAAACUUAUCUUGUGUCUACUAUACUCUUUUCAUCAAAACAACAUUACUCUUCCUAACUAACUACUAGUAACUGCUAAUUUCUCAUUAUCAUUCAAUGCUGCUUUUAAUUCCUACAAACCAUCAUUCAUGCUAAAUAUUUCAAUUUAGAAUCACUCUAAUUUCUCUCUAAAAAGGAAACGGUUUUAAAAUGCCUUGCCUUUUUCAGUCUGUCACUUUAAUUUCUAAAAUUCAUUACCAAAGCAUAUGAAGAGGUAAAUAAUACAACAAAGAGCUCAUCACUUUUUUUUUUUGUGUGUGUGUGGCUUGUGAGCUUUAAAAAAAAAAACUUCUUCAAUCCCAAAAUUCAGAUCUUGAGUUUAGUCUUCACACACAUUCAUAUCUCAAACUGGUUUGGUUUCUCAAAAACUUGUUCAAGUGUGCUAUUUUUUUUUUGGUGUUGAGAUUUAUUAUAUGACCAUUGUAGCUGAAGGUUAGGUUAUGUGAUAAUGUUGAAUUUUCACAUUGUUUGACUUGAUAGUGACGUAUAUUCCUGGAAUAGAACUAUAGUCUCUUCACUUUGAAUUCAAAGUCUUACUAGUAUUGUUUGUAUUUGAUUUUUUUAUCAUUAUUCUAUAGUUAUUGGAGUUGGUGGAAUUAAUUAGUAUUGUUUGAGUUUUGUGAGGUUUGAACUUUGAACAUGCAAAUAAACUAUUGUCAUUGGCUUUUAAUAUUAGUGAGAAAGGGUUAAAAGUUAGAAAGUGAGAUUUUCAUGUGGAAGGUUUUGUCUCUAUUCUAAGUAUAAGAUAUGCUGAAAUCUGAUAAUGAAGAUAUUGAUGUAUUCUAUGACUCAUUGGAUAGCUUAUCAGGUCAAGAUUCUGUUUUAGUCAAAGAAAAGUUUGGUUUUGAUGAUUAUGAUGAAAUUUGGGUGAAUGAGCCUGUUAUUAGUGUGAAGGAAAGAAGAAAACAUUUUCUGCAGUGUAUGGAUUUAGUACUAGCUGAUACUUUUUCCAAGAUUAGCUCACAAGAUAGGAUCAUGAAGUGCAGUGAUGCAGUCUCAAAUGGAUGCAUUUCAUCAACUUGUGAUCAAGUGUCUGAGAAGUUGAUUUUUUCUGGAUGGAAUGCAGCUUCUGAAGCAGAAGUUUUGUUGGAAGAAUUGAAAUCGCGUCCGCUAGAGAAAAUGAAUGAGCUAUCAGGUGAGGCACAAGAAGAAUUUCAGGAUUUUGAUAAGAAUAAUGAUAGGAUAAACUGGUGGAAGCGCUUUGUAAACAUGAAGAAAGGCGAUGAAGUUAAAGUUAGAUCGAUAUCGCGUACAGGGACGAAUAAAACUCGGAGGAUAAAGGUAAGGAAGAACAAGAAGAGGUGGCUGGAGUUCAGUGAGCUAUACAUUGGACAAGAGAUUAAAGCUCACAAAGGCUUAAUUUGGACUAUGAAAUUCAGUCCUAAUGAUCAGUAUUUAGCUAGUGGAGGUGAAGAUGGUGUUGUGCGCUUAUGGCGCGUUAAGUCGCUUGAUACAUCAAGUAUUUGUUUCAACUCAGAAGGUGGCAGUACUGGUAGCCAGCCUUUAAUUGAGGAAUCACCACUACAAGAAUUCUUUGGUCAUUCCAGUGAUAUAUUGGAUUUGGCUUGGUCUAAUUCAGAUAUUCUUCUAUCGUCUUCCAUGGAUAAAACGGUUCGCUCUUGGAGACUUGGUUGUGAUCAAUGUCUAAGUGUUUUUCAUCACAAGGACUUUGUGACAUGCAUUCAAUUCAACCCUGUUGAUGAAAAUUACUUCAUAAGUGGAUCAAUUGAUGGUAAAGUUCGAAUAUGGGGGAUGCGCGAAGAGCGAGUUAUUGACUGGACAGAUAUACGAGAUGUCAUAAGUGCUAUAAGUUACCAACAAGAUGGAAAAGGAUUUGUAGUUGGUUCUAUUACUGGCACUUGCCGUUUUUAUGUUGCUGCAGGAAAAUAUUUCCAGCUUGAGGCGCAGAUUGAUAUCCGUGGAAAGAAGAAAGCAUCAAGCAACAAGAUUACUGGUAUUCAGUUCUUCCAAAACGACUGUGAGAGAAUUAUGAUCACAUCUGAAGAUUCAAAAAUUCGCAUAUUGGAUAGAAAUGAGAUUGUUCAGAAAUAUAGAGGCCUACCACGGUCAGGAAGUCAAAUGUCAGGUUCAUUUACAUCAAGUGGAAAACAUAUAAUUUCAGUUGGAGAAGACUCCCAUGUAUAUAUUUGGAACUUCAAUGAUUUAAGAAGCGCUUCUUCGGAAAAAUCGAAAUCUGAGUAUUCUUGUGAGUAUUUUUCCUUCAAAGGUGUAACUGUCGCAAUACCUUGGCCAGGCAUGAAAGCAGAAGAUAGAAGAGGCUGUAGAAAUUAUAACUUACCAGAAACCAAACUAGAGUUUGUUUCUGAGGUUAGAGAUACAGAACGCUUUUCGCUUGGUAAUUGGUUCUUCAUCGAUGGUACAUGUCGAGGUUCUACUUCUAUGACAUGGCCUGAGGAGAAACUUCCAACAUAUGAUGAUGAUAAAGAUAGAAGCUAUGACAGAAAAAUAUCAGAAACAUGGGGUCUAACUAUCGUGGCGGCCGGUAGUGAUGGAACUAUCAAGACAUUCCACAACUUUGGCUUGCCUGUUAGGCUUUAGGACAAUUCCAUGUUGUUUGUUUUGCAUUUAUGAUAAUGAGAGGUGUUACAAGUUAUUCAAGUUCAUUAAUUAAGGCUUGACUUGGUAAAGGUCUAACUAAAUUUUGAAGUGGUGGCCUUAGAUUCUAAGUGUAUGUUUGGUUGCAUGGCGAGUUUUUCAGGCUUACUUAAAAUCACAGCAAAUUUUUCACGUCCAAGUAGAAGUUUGGUUCUGUAGCCAAAGCAUGGCUAGACGCAAAUUUGGAGCCUCUGACGCAAAACCAAAGACGUGCUAAUUAUAACUUGCUUAGUAUUUGGAAAGGUGGAUUUGGAGGUUAUAUCCUCUGCUUACAAAUAAAAUUGUUGUCAAAUCUAUGUUGGAUGUCAAGUUCAUGACAUGUUCAAGGAUUUGUAUAUUUACACUUUAGAUAUGUCUUUAAUUUAACAUAUGGUUUGGAGGUGGAUUUAAGCCACAGGCCAUGUAAAGAAUCCUAUUUUUUUUCUUCUCUAACAUUGUGUUAGUCAACUUAUACACUAUUGAAGAGUGCAAUUGAAGUUUUGAUUAAAUA
Cicer arietinum (chickpea) is the source of this 3410-nucleotide messenger RNA. RefSeq lists its product as uncharacterized. Gene Ontology annotation, molecular function: protein binding. The record is from RefSeq and is a predicted model, not a curated record. NCBI's taxonomy places the organism in Eukaryota, Viridiplantae, Streptophyta, Magnoliopsida, Fabales, Fabaceae.